Geodia barretti is the source of this 267-nucleotide messenger RNA. Lineage: Eukaryota; Metazoa; Porifera; Demospongiae; Tetractinellida; Geodiidae. The record is from the annotation of a GenBank genome assembly.
AUGGUGUCAGACGAGAAAAUCCUGGACGCUUACAGGCUGAUGGCCAGCGGUGAGGGGGUGUUCUGCGAGCCAGCGUCGGCUGCGGGUGUUGCUGGUCUGCUCAAGCACUCCGAGGCUGGGCUGGACCUUGAAGGCAAGAAGGUCGUGUGCAUCAUCACAGGCUCCGGCCUGAAGGACCCGGACCUGGCGAACGAGAUCGAGCCGACGUGGAUGGAGGAGUACCCUCCCGACCUGGCGGCUGUCGAGCAGGCGCUGUCGGUUGAGUAG